Molecule: messenger RNA, 2934 nt
Organism: Olea europaea var. sylvestris
Lineage: Eukaryota; Viridiplantae; Streptophyta; Magnoliopsida; Lamiales; Oleaceae
Product: probable receptor-like protein kinase At2g21480
Exons: 1
Coding region: 9-2567 (852 amino acids)
Biological process (GO): protein autophosphorylation
Cellular component (GO): plasmodesma; plasma membrane
Molecular function (GO): transmembrane receptor protein tyrosine kinase activity; ATP binding
Source: RefSeq, a predicted model, not a curated record
UGCUGGAGAUGGAGAAGACACCUAGAGGACACCGCCUAUGGCCGCCACCUACGGCCACCCUCCUGGUUCUUUUCUACCUCUUUGUUGCUACCUUUGCUGCCUUUACCCCACCUGAUAAUUACCUUCUCAAUUGUGGUGCAUCGUCCUCCACCGCCCUCUCGAAUGAUCGCAUUUUCGUGAGUGAUUCAGAUGCAAGAAAAUAUUUAGCCUAUAAAGGAAAAGACAUUCAAGUUUCUGUACCAUCUGCCAAUGUACCUUCACCCAUUUAUCUUUCGGCGAAAAUCUUUGAAAAGGAACCCGCGGUUUAUACCUUCCAUGUUACUCGGCCGGGUUGGCAUUGGAUUCGUCUCCAUUUCUUCCCGGUGCAGAACAGUAAUCAUGAUUUGCAGAAUGCCAUGUUUAAGAUUCAGACAGAUGAACUUGUCCUUGUACAAGAAUUCAAGAACAAUGAAAACCCGAAAUGGACUUUUAAAGAGUACCUUGUUAAUGUGACAACAGAGAGGUUUUCGAUUAGAUUUGUGCCGGAUACAGAUAGUUUUGCUUUCAUUAAUGCCAUUGAGUUUGUUUCAGCCCCUGAUAUGCUGAUUCAAGAUUCUGGUUCAAUGCUUUUCCCUAAAGGAGAUUAUUCCGGUUUAAGCAAAAACGCAUUCCAAACUGUGUAUAGGCUUAAUGUUGGAGGGCCGAUCAUCACCCCGGAAAAUGACACCCUUGGAAGAUCUUGGGAGUCUGACCAUCAGUACCUUGAUCCAGGUGUUACUGCAUCGAAUAUUUCCGUUGCACCUAACAUAAUUGCUUAUCCGGAGGGCGAGUCACCUUUCAUUGCUCCACCGGUGGUUUACGCAUCAGCCAUUGAAAUGGCGGAUGCCAAUGUUCAGGUUCCUAAUUUCAAUAUUACAUGGAAAAUGGACAUUGAUACUGCAUUUACUUACCUUGUUCGUCUGCACUUUUGUGACAUUGUGAGCAAAUCUAUGAAUGAUCUCUACUUUAAUGUGUAUAUCAAUGGGAAGGCUGGCGUGACGGGGCUCGACUUGAGUACUCUUACAGGGAGCUUGGCAUCGGCUUACUAUACUGAUAUCGUCGUGAAUUCUUCCAUGGUUACGAGCCUUAGCCCGCUGACUGUUCAGGUUGGUCCAAUGAAUGAAAACACAGGCACGAGAAAUGCGCUGUUGAACGGUCUUGAGGUUUUCAGGGUGAACAAUUCCGUUGGUAGCCUAGAAGGCGAGUUUGGUGCUGAUGGAAAAACAUCCAAUGGAGCGGGAAAAGGCACGGUGGCUGCAGUUGGGUUUGCAAUGAUGUUCGGAGCUUUUGUUGGAUUAGGUGCAAUGGCUGUCAAAUGGCAAAAGAGGCCUCAAGAUUGGCAGAAGACAAAAAGUUUCUCUUCUUGGUUACUUCCCCUUCAUGCCACUGAUUCAAGCUUUAUGUCCAACAGUAAGACGUCUUUAGGUUCUCGAAAAAGUCAGUUCUUUUCAUCGACUAUGGGAUUAGGCCGAUACUUUUCGUUUGCUGAACUCCAGGAAGCGACCCAGAAUUGGGAUCCAUCUGCAAUCAUUGGUGUUGGUGGUUUUGGCAAUGUCUAUCUUGGAGAAAUCGAAGAUGGAUUGAAAAUAGCCGUGAAACGAGGCAACCCCCAAUCCGAACAAGGCAUUAAUGAAUUCCAUACCGAGAUUCAGAUGUUAUCCAAACUCAGGCAUCGUCAUUUAGUGUCCUUGAUUGGAUACUGUGAUGAAAAUUCGGAAAUGAUCCUCGUGUAUGAAUAUAUGUCGAAUGGACCUCUCCGGGAUCACCUCUAUGGAAAGGACUUACCAUCCCUUUCUUGGAAGCAAAGGCUUGAAAUCUGCAUUGGGGCAGCGCGUGGGCUGCAUUACUUGCACACAGGCGCGGCACAGGGCAUCAUUCAUCGUGAUGUCAAGUCCACAAACAUCUUGCUCGAUGACAAUUUCAUUGCAAAAAUGGCUGAUUUUGGCCUUUCCAAAAACGCUCCAACAUCAGAACAAAAUUAUGUAAGCACAGCCGUGAAAGGGAGUUUUGGAUACUUGGAUCCCGAAUACUUCAGAAAACAACAACUUACUGAUAAAUCCGAUGUGUACUCAUUUGGGGUCGUUCUUUUGGAGGCUCUGUGUGCUCGUCCUGCCAUUAAUCCAGCAUUGCCAAGAGAGCAAGUGAACUUAGCAGAAUGGGCAAUGCAGUGGAAGCGAAAAGGCCUACUUGACAAGAUUAUUGAUCCUACACUUGUUGGACACAUCAAUCCCGAGUCAAUGAUGAAAUUUGCUGGAGCUGCAGAGAAAUGUUUGGCAGAUUAUGGUGUCGACAGACCUACCAUGGGGGACGUAUUGUGGAAUUUAGAGUACGCUUUGCAACUGCAAGAAGCAUCCUCUAUAGGAAAGGCCGAGGAAGAAAAUCAGACAUCCCCAAAUUUGGCAUCUCCUCCUCCUGCUGCUGCUUCUGCAUCCGAUAAUAGGCCAGCUUCUACAGCUGAUGAGAAUAGGAAUCCUGCUGAAGUUCAAGCCAUCAACAAUCACUCUGAAACUGCUAUGCGUGCAAAUUUCUCUGCUCUCAGUGGCCGAUAAAGCAAUAUUAGCUCGUCUGAUAAGUCGGACUGUACAUAACUACAUAGUAUCCAACAUUGAAGAAGAGGGAGGAAUAAGCUAAAAUCUUGUUCAUUCUACGAUCCAAUUAUACCUAGAGAUCUCGAUUCUCAUCAAUUAGUACAUUUUUGUUUUAUCGUAGGUAUAAUCUACUUUUCCUCACAUGUGGUAUAUUGUUUGUAUGGAUAUUGUUGUUACAUUGUAUAUUAUUUAUAAGCAUAAAUUUGUAUCUAUUAAUUAGGUGAAAAUCAUGGGAUAUAUGAGCUUUGUCACUUUGAUUGUAUUAAAGAUCUUGGUUGUUAUUGUAGAGGGUAUGACUCUACAUGAGCACGAGUAUUAUUUCUUGUAA